Akanthomyces muscarius is the source of this 528-nucleotide messenger RNA. RefSeq lists its product as uncharacterized. The record is from RefSeq and is a predicted model, not a curated record. The coding region runs from base 1 to 528 and encodes 175 amino acids. Lineage: Eukaryota; Fungi; Ascomycota; Sordariomycetes; Hypocreales; Cordycipitaceae. The transcript is spliced from 4 exons.
AUGGCGUGGUUGACCCACCCACUUGACGAGCUAUACAAAUCGCCGUCUUGCCCUCCUGCCAUCACCGUAUUUGGUAGCGGCGCGAGUUUUGCUGGGACCUCUAUGAUGGCAGGAGUUAUUGGGUCUCUAGAAGGGCUCAGCGCUCAAGCAAGCGUCGUAGCGCUAGGCGAAGGCACCGCCAUCGCGACAGGCCUUAUUGGCAGUGGUGGUAGCAGUGCCACUGGCUUCGCCCUUGCCUCGAUGCUAGGACCACUGGGCUGCGCCAUUGUGGGGUGCGACAAGAACGAGAGUGCUGGUGGCGAUGGUGUCUAUACUUGGGAUUGCUGGAAACCGAUCUUGCGGGAAUUUUCUAUGCAGCCAUCGCGUGGUAUGCCAGUUCACCGCUUGGUUUCGCAUCCGAACGUGCAGUCCGUGUCUCCAUAUCGCAACGGGCUCAUUGUUGAGAAUGUAUUCGGGGAGCGCUUCCGCCUGGAUCCCGUCAGUGUCCAAGGAACACUGGCUUUUCAUGCCUCGAUUCUUUCUAGUUAG